This is a messenger RNA of Girardinichthys multiradiatus, 3111 nucleotides long. Its product is annotated as beta-1,3-galactosyltransferase 1-like. The record is from RefSeq and is a predicted model, not a curated record. The coding region runs from base 966 to 2282 and encodes 438 amino acids. Gene Ontology annotation, cellular component: membrane. Gene Ontology annotation, molecular function: N-acetyl-beta-D-glucosaminide beta-(1,3)-galactosyltransferase activity. NCBI's taxonomy places the organism in Eukaryota, Metazoa, Chordata, Actinopteri, Cyprinodontiformes, Goodeidae. The transcript has 2 exons.
UAUUUAAUGUAGUCACAGGUUGGAUAAAAUGCAAACAAGAAAUGCUGGGCAAAAAUUUUAACUAGUGUAAGAAAACAUACCAAAAACAGAGCCAACUCUGAGACUAAAGCCUUAACAAGCUUCAAUAAAUCCCAUGUAGCAGCUAAACUGUAACAACUGGUCAGACUGUUACCACACCAGGGCUGGAGUCCAAAGGCUCCACCUUAUCCCGUAGCAGAUCUCAAUAGGGAUCAUAACUUCUACUAACACCAGGCGUGGACCUCUUCAGGGUACAACCAGCCCCAUGCGAACUCUGAGCGGGACCAAACCAAAGUAUCUAGUAGACCAACUCAACAGCAGCAGAAACACAAGUAACAUCUGCUAAACAAGAUUCAGUUGAGUGUUAUUUUCAGCGUAAUGAAUUUGCUUAAAAAUACACUUUGUGGUAGAUAAAAAUAUGGAACAUGAACUUCCUCAAAAUUUAGAAGUUUUUUACUUUGAAUUUUACAGAUUCUUACAAAACCAACCCAAAGAAAAGAGGAAGAGGUACAAGGCAUGACAAAACUGCAAACUGAAGGAUUUUAGAGGAGUUGUGACAUGAACAAACCUCCUGAAAACUGAAACAGUUUUUGAAAAUGACUUUUUAUUGGGCUCUACUGCACGUGAAACUGAGAAGUCAGCAGUAAAACAUCAGGAUUUUUACUCCCUCUUAAUUCCAUACAUGGCUGAGCUUUACACUUAAAGAGUCAUCUGCUCAGAUAAUAAGAGCUGUUCCCUGGGUCUCCUGUGGAAAAGGAGGUGGAGCAAACAGAGGUGCGGCUGCAGUCUUGUAGGUAAGACCAGAAACACUAUGGUUACCUGAGUGGCAGACAUAGGAGCUACAGAAUGGAUUUCUUCAGUGUUUCCUCUUUUAUUUUACCUUUGGAGCCUUGCAAUUGGUCAGGUUAGCCUUACACUUGACUGCAACAGAAUGCUGAAACCGUGCCAUGAAUUUUUCAAUGGAGCAACAUUUUCUGAUACAAAUGGACACAAACGAAAGAUCUCACUUGAAGUCUGGUCAGCACAUAGUGUCAGAGUGUCACUCUUCUACGGCUGGACAAACCCAGAAAAUGGAGAAUUGCCACAGACCUGCAGAGAACAAAAGAUAUUGUAGCUCGUCACGGCGCCACUUUCUCUUCUUCUUUCUGGUUGUUGGAGUCAUGAUUUUUUUCUACUUCACUAACAUAAGGGACAUGGCGCCCGAAUGGAACCCUAAAAGGUGGAUGCAAAAUCAUUCGACCAAACUAUUCUUCCCAUUCAGAAAACAGAGCAUCAACAACACAAACAGAUCCAAAACUGAGCCGAAAGCUGCUGCUGCUUCUACUGGAUUCACACAAGAAGCCAUUACAGCUGAACUUCCUCAAAUUACAAGUAUCUCACCGACACACGAGCCAACAACCCGACAGGCACCGCCUCCUUACGUAUCUCUUGGACCAUACUUGGUGGAGUACCCCUAUGAGUACCAAUUUACCAUCAAUGAGCCUCAAAAAUGUGAGCAGGAGAAGCCGUUUAUGGUGCUGAUCGUACAAGUGGCACCACGCAAUCGAGCUCACCGCGACAUCAUCCGCUGCACCUGGGGAACCGAGAAGCUGGUUCACGGUCAAGUGGUGAGGCUCUUCUUCCUGCUGGGGAUGCAGACUGGAGACGAUGCUCAGCAGGUCCACCAGCAGCUGCUGCAGGAGAGCAAAGACCAUCAUGACCUCAUCCAGAGCAACUUUAUGGACUGCUACAAGAACCUGACCAUCAAGACCAUGGUGAUGCUGGAGUGGCUGAACUCUUUCUGUUCCAGCACCGCUUACGGCAUGAAAAUUGAUUCAGACAUGUUUCUAAAUGUGCCUAAUCUUGUCACCAUGCUCCUAAACGCUCCGAGGACAAACUACAUGACCGGCCUGGUGGCACAUGGAGGAGAGGUCUUGAGGGAUCCCAAUUCCAAAUGGUACAUACCAUGGAACAUCUUCAGCGAUCCUGUUUACCCUCCCUACGCUUUGGGUCUGGGCUACAUUGUGUCUUUGGACCUCACCAAAAAGCUCAUUGAGGCUUCCAGACAUGUUAAAGCUCUUUACAUUGAAGACGUAUAUUUGGGCUUGUGUAUGAGGCAUCUGGGUAUCCGUCCAACAGACGCUCCAAAUGGGUUCUACUUCCAUGUAUUUCCUCUGAGUUACAGCCGCUGUGAUUACUCCAGGAUAAUCGCCACCACAACAACGGAAAAUAUGGAUCGUUUGCAGAUUUGGAGAGACUUUAAGAAACCCGGUCAGUAUUGUUGACCAGUGAAAAAGGUAGGAAAUUUAUGUAUUAAAAUGAAGGCAGAAAUUGCUCAGCAUUCCCUGUUUACAUCGUAGUUCAAAUAAGAGUCAUUGUUCCCGUAAAACACAAUUAAUAGGUGGGGGUUCCCUCCUAAAGAUGAUGUCUGAGUUAUCAUUGGUCAGUUCCUUUGGCCAGAGCAGGCACCGGCCAACGUUUGACACCUGCUGUAAAUGUCAUUGGACAAUACCCCCCCGAACAGCUAAUAAGUAUCAACAUGUUUUUACCCGCCCUGCGAUGGACUGGCGACCUGUACCCCGCCUCUCACCCGUAGACUGCUGGAGACAGGCACCAGCUCCACCACAACCCAGUAUGGAAGAAACAUCAUUUCAGAGGUGCAGAUAGGGGACAAAAAGGACUCUGCUUAGUUUAAUUGGCAAAAACGACAUGAUGGCUAAUGUGGGACCAUUAUGACAUUUUAAUAUCUUUAUCCUUAAGAACGUAACAGACAAAUUAAUAAUAGGUAUCUAAAGAUUCAUAUAGCAAAGACAACACCGCAAACAUUGUGGGUUUACUUGUCUAACCGAAGCGAAGGUGACAACUUGACAUUAUGCAGUUUGUUGUGGUUAGACUUAGUAUGAAGAGAAAACUGCAGAGAUGGUGGUGAUAUAGGGAGAGGAGAAGCUCUAAGCCAGUUCCCCAGGUGAUUAGACACAUGUUUGAUGGGUGUUUCAUUUAUUUCAUUUGGAUAAAUAAUUCAAUUCAAUUCAAUUCAGUUUUAUUUAUAGAGCGCCAAUUCACAACACAUGUCGUCUCAAGGUUCUUCAUAACAGUCAGGUUCAUGCAUUCCUA